GUUCUUCGCACUUUUCGGAAAACGCAAACAAAACCAGAUGGGCUCCUCAUUUGCAGCCCACCUCUCUGCGAAGCCAACAGGACGCCCCACCCACCCACCCCAUCCUUGUGAAGGUGGCCAGAGGAUCCUGGCCACUCCCUAGACACUUGGGUGUAGCCUAACAGGAGCCACUGGAGAGUGACCCAGAGUGUGUUGAAUCCAGAAAACCUUAAUGACUAGAGACUCAUUAUCUAAAGCCUGUUUACUGUCAAUCAGAUACUUUAGCUGAAUUUAAGUGGCAUCUGCCCCACCCAGAAGGAAGAAGCUACGCAGGGGGUUGUUCGGGGUUAAAGAGCAAAAGGCUAAGAACUUUGGGAGCCGGAGACAGAAGGGUGGGCAGAUGAUGUCUGAUACCUCAGUCCAGGCAAAAAUGGCCAGUUAUAGAAGCACCGGUUUACAGGAGCGUGGGUAGUCAAUAUGCAUUUCCAGGGUGUUGGACUGUGCUUGGGUCUCCUGUUCAUCACGGCCAAGGCGGAUUUUGUGGAUGAUGGUGUUGAGGUGGAAGACUUCAGUGAGAGUUCAGACGAGAGUGAUUUUAAAGACGAACCUUCCUCGGGGACUAUUAAAUAUAAGACACCUCAACCUAUAGGAGAAGUAUAUUUUACAGAAACAUUUGAUAGUGGAAAUCUGUCUGGGUGGGUCUUAUCAAAAGCAAAGAAGGAUGAUAUGGAUUCAGAAAUUUCUAUAUAUGAUGGAAGAUGGGAAAUAGAGGAGCUGAAGGAAAACCAGGUGCCUGGUGACAGAGGGCUGGUUCUGAAGUCUAAGGCCAAGCACCAUGCGAUAUCUGCUGUCCUCGAGAAACCCUUUAUUUUUGCCGAUAAACCUUUGAUAGUUCAAUAUGAAGUAAAUUUUCAAGAUGGUAUUGACUGUGGAGGCGCCUACGUUAAGCUGCUAGCAGACACUGGUGACUUGAUUCUGGAAAACUUUUAUGAUAAAACAUCGUAUACCAUCAUGUUUGGACCAGAUAAAUGUGGAGAAGACUAUAAGCUUCAUUUAAUCUUCAGACACAAACAUCCCAAAACCGGAGUUUUUGAAGAAAAGCACGCCAAACCUCCAGAUGUGGAUCUGAAAGAGUUCUUUACGGACCGGAAGACUCACCUGUAUACCCUCGUGAUGAAUCCGGAUGACACGUUUGAAAUAUUAAUCGAUCAGAAAGUUGUGAACCAAGGGACCUUGCUAGAGGACGUGGUCCCACCUAUCAAUCCACCCAGAGAAAUUGAUGACCCGAAUGACAGAAAGCCAGAGGAGUGGGAUGACAGAGCCAAGAUCCCCGACCCCACCGCCGUCAAGCCAGAGGACUGGGAUGAAAAGGAACCCAUACAAAUCGAAGACCCGAGUGCUGUUAAGCCUGACGGCUGGCUCGAUGAUGAACCAAAAUUUAUCCCCAAUCCUAAAGCUGAGAAACCCGAAGACUGGAGUGACAGCAUGGAUGGAGAAUGGGAGGCGCCACACAUUCCUAACCCAGCCUGUCAGAUCGGAUGUGGAGAAUGGAAACCUCCCAUGAUAGAUAACCCAAAAUACAAAGGGAUCUGGAGACCACCGAUGAUCAAUAACCCUAACUACCAGGGAAUCUGGAGUCCUCAGAAAAUUCCUAACCCGGAUUAUUUUGAAGAUGACCACCCAUUCCUUCUGACUUCUUUCAGUGCUCUGGGCUUAGAGCUUUGGUCCAUGACUCCUGACAUCUACUUUGAUAAUUUUAUCAUCUGUUCAGAAAAGGAGGUGGCGGAUCAGUGGGCUGCAGAUGGCUGGGAGCUGAAGAUAAUGGUGGCAAAUGCCAAUGAGCCCGGCGUCCUCCGACAGUUAACAACAGCAGCAGAGGAACGCCCCUGGCUCUGGCUCAUGUACCUGGUGAUGGCUGGGUUGCCCAUCGCUUUAGUUACUUCAUUUUGUUGGCCAAGAAAAGUAAAGAAAAAAUAUGAAGACAUAGGGCCUAAAAAAGCUGACUUAUGUCAACUGCCAAGCAAGGCCGCUCUGGAACAGGAACCUGAGGAGGAGAAGGCCCCAGAGAAGCCCGAAGAUUUGCAAGAGGAAAAGAAGCCAAGUGAAACUGAAGUUGUCAUCGUGGAAAAGGAAGAAGUAAUUGGAGAACCGGAAGAGAAGAGUGAGGAAGACGCAGAAACUAUAGAAGGGCAAGAGGAAAUGACCAAGUUGAGUAAAUCUGGAUCAGAGGAUGAGAUGAAGGAUGCUGAUGAGAGCACAGGAUCUGGAGACGCCCCAGUGAAGUCAUUGCGCAAGAGGAGGGUACGAAAGGACUGACACACGCACGUCAAGUGUUGCAAAUCCCAAAGCGAGAUCUGGCAUCGAGAGUUAGGAUGCCCAAAAGGACAGUGACCGCGCAUCUGCACAAACUCUAAGUAUCUAGCAAUGUUACUUUCAUUCUUUCAGGGUGGGGGGAAGGGGAUGCAGGGGAAGUAACUUUGAAGUUAACAGGUCUUUGGAUUUAGAAUAAAAAGAAAAAUGGCACCUCA
Messenger RNA from Rattus norvegicus (Norway rat), 2507 nucleotides. The record is from RefSeq and is a predicted model, not a curated record. Lineage: Eukaryota; Metazoa; Chordata; Mammalia; Rodentia; Muridae.